ACAAGGGAGACUGACGGAGCUGCCACACUAAACAAGGAGCCACAGGUCACCAUUCCCCAACGUGCUGUUCAGUCUGGGGAUCCAUACGCCCGGAAACUGCAACGUUCAGGCCAGGCAGGUACCAAACAAGCACCCCUGAAAGCACCGGGGAAGCAAGACAGAAGCAAAGAGGGCAAGAAAGAAGAUCCCCAGAUUCUUUUGCUUCAGGUGGAGGCGCUGCAGGCCCAGCUGGAAGAGCAGACACGACUAUCCAAAGAGCAGAUAGAGACUCUAGAGGACAGGAAGGUCCGCGUGGAAGAAACCCAGGUGCAGCACCAAAGAGACCAGGACAAAAUGAAAUCUAUGACAGAUAAGCUGAAUAAGACCCAGAAAUUGCUGUACGAGAGCACCAGGGAUUUCCUGCAACUGAAAUUUGAGUGCCGAGCCAAUGAGAAAUCUUGGAUGGCCGAGAAGGAUCGGCUGCUCCGAGAGCUAGACCGGUGCCGAGAGCAGUUGGCUUUAAGUAGUGACCCAGAGCAAGAGCGGGAACACGAGCGAGAGAUCCUGCGUUUGUCAUUGGUCGAGAAAGCAAGUCGGCACUCGCACAGUGAGGAAGUGAAGGGUAAUUCCCAUUCUCUUACAGAGCAGCUGGCACAAGCACAUCGCCUCGCUGAAAUGUACCGGGAGCAGUGUGUGACACUGGAGGAUGAGCUGGGAAAGAUACGAGAGGAGGGAGACGUGGGCAGGGAAAUCUUCAAGGUGACGCUGAACAUCGGGCCAGACCAAGAUCUUGCUAUUCUGGAUGCAGUGCGGCAGGGCAACAAAAAGACACAAAAAAUUCAAGGGGAACUGCGCAACUUAAAGGCCAAAAUCUGUGGCCUGGAGAAUGAACUGAGAAUCGGAUAGAGCACAAGGGAGACUGACGGAGCUGCCACACUAAACAAGGAGCCACAGGUGACGCUGAACAUCGGGCCAGACCAAGAUCUUGCUAUUCUGGAUGCAGUGCGGCAGGGCAACAAAAAGACACAAAAAAUUCAAGGGGAACUGCGCAACUUAAAGGCCAAAAUCUGUGGCCUGGGGAAUGAACUGAGAAUCGGAUAGAGCACAAGGGAGACUGACGGAGCUGCCACACUAAACAAGGAGCCACAGGUGUUGGGCGAUAUUCCUCUGCACCCCCCUUUCACCCCGGAGCUCGGCAAUGAAAGGGUGCGUGAGGAGCUGCCUUGCAGAUGGUCUCCUGCCUGGGUCUCUCUGCAGGCACUCGCUGAUGAAGAAGCGGAACUCGUCACUCCUGGAAAAAAAAACGGUGGUAAAAUGAUAAUUGUUUGUGUUACAUUUCCCAGAGUUCACAGUGUGACGACUCCCUGAUCCUGCCGCUCUGUACCCAACCCAAUCACAGCACAGGCAGCAAUAGGGGGUGAGCCCCUUCCCUUCUAAGGGUUCCACUGCUCUGCCUGAAAUGGGGGGCUAUUGCACUUACUUAUGAACCCUGAAUUAUAAGGGUACAUUUACCUGUGACCAAAUUACUGUCUCUCUGGUUUUGCCUAUAUCUUAGCCCGGCUUGUAUUGGCUGCCAGAUACCGGCCCCAAGAGCUCAAGCUCAGCACGAGAGUCUGCGUUUGCGCAUAGAGCUACACAUAUUACGCAUCACCUUCACCCUUAUUUCAGCCCGGACUGGGAUACAAAAUAGGCCCUGGCAUUUCAUAUCCACAGAGGCCAAAACAGCCCCCCAGCCCAAUAAAUAGCCACUGCCUAUGGCAUCUCACAGCAUUUACCUGCCCUCACUUAUUUCCCAUUUAUCCCUUCCCCAUCCUUACUUUAUGUCAUAUCCCAAUGUCCCCCUCACCAUAAAGUCUACCUU
Molecule: messenger RNA, 1840 nt
Organism: Xenopus tropicalis (tropical clawed frog)
Lineage: Eukaryota; Metazoa; Chordata; Amphibia; Anura; Pipidae
Product: coiled-coil domain-containing protein 77-like
Exons: 9
Source: RefSeq, a predicted model, not a curated record